Closterium sp. NIES-65 is the source of this 402-nucleotide messenger RNA. The record is from the annotation of a GenBank genome assembly. NCBI's taxonomy places the organism in Eukaryota, Viridiplantae, Streptophyta, Zygnematophyceae, Desmidiales, Closteriaceae.
AUGCGACCACUCUCUUCAACUCCCCCUUUUGUCCUCCUUCGCCCCCCCUCUCGUUUUUCCUCCCCAUCACUUCAGGUAUUUCGCCUGAACAAUGUGUAUGUGAACGACGAUGGCAAUGUGUUCAAUGCCACCACCCUCUUUAACAAGGGUGACUGCAACGGGCACCUCAAUUUCUCCUUCAAGGCAGGGCACACACAGGUGCACCACGUGGACAGAGCAGUCUCCCUCGUGUAUCGCCAGGCAGACGCAUUCUAUCACGGCUUCAUAGAGUGGCAACCCGCCUUCUACAUCCUCCACAAAGUGCUCGCAGCUCAUCCCGACAUCCCGCUUCUAGCUCGACCCUCGCAGGUAAAGAUCGGAUACCUAGUUUUGAGGCGCCUCAAAACUAGCCCUCCCAGGUAA